UUUUUUUUUUUAUUAUACAAAAUGACCCUAAUUAUGAAAUUUAUCUCACGUAUGACAUUAAUAAGUGUUAUUUAGUUAAAAAAAACUAACUAUGGUUAGCUUUGAAAAAUAAAAAAACUAUAAAGAAAAACCACCAUCUUAGCCACCACCUCCACCCUCAUCCCCACCAAACGUAGCCAGACCAGCACCACCUCCACCUUCACCGGAGCCACCGAACCCCUCAUCUGAAAACGCCAACCUGCCACCAAACCGCUGAACCAUCGCCUCCACCCUCCACCGCCUAGACCCGAACCCUAACCUCACAACUUUCUCUCCUUUGACCUUCGAUUCUCGCCGUGGGGUUGGUUUUGGUCGAGGAGGGGUGGUGGGUUUAGGGUUUGAGGUUUCAAUUCUGGGCGGGGAUCUGAGAGAAAUCGAUGAAGGAGAGGCGGAGAAGAAAGAGAGAGAGAUCGAUCGGUGGUCGAAUCUGGCUAAUUUGAUGGUCUGGGGGUGGUCGGGAAUCUGAGUUCGGCGAUUUAGAGGUGGUUACGUGAGAAGGAGGAGAGAGAGAGUGAGGGUCGUGGGUGCGGAUUUGGGAAUCUGAUUGGCGAUGGUCGAGGUAGAGCUGGCGCAGCGUCACUAGCGGACGGGGAGCCUGAGUAGCAUCGCUGGCGGUCGGAGAAACCUAGGGUAGCGUCGCCGGAAAGGGUGAUGGUGGCUGGCAGAGAAAGAAGAAAACCAGAAAAAGGGAUUAAAAAAUAUGGGAAUUUUUUCGAAUAAGAUUUCAAAGGAAGUCCUGAAACCCGGAGAUCACAUCUAUUCUUGGAGAAACGCCUAUCUUUACUCUCAUCAUGGCAUAUAUGCUGGCGAGGGAAAAGUUAUCCACUUUACAAGAGGACCAGGCCAGGAAAUAGGCACAGGAACUUUUCUAGACAAUAUUGUCUUCAGCUCAUCAGCUUCCUCUGAUCGUACAAAAAGUCCGUGCCCUGUAUGUGGUGACCAAUCAAACCUCAGUGGUGUCAUUUCAUCCUGUCUUGACUGUUUCCUCUGGGAUGGCGAGCUUUAUCUCUUUGAAUACAAGGUAACACCUGCUUUCUUCCUUGCAAAGGCACGUGGUGGAACCUGCACGUUGGCCCCCUCAGACCCUCCAGAAGAUGUUCUAUCCCGUGCUUCCUUUCUCUUAGAGAAUGGUUUUGGUGGUUACAACAUCUUCAGGAAUAACUGUGAGCACUUUGCCAUAUAUUGCAAGACGGGUUUGCUUGUGGUAACAGACAUAAGUGUGGGGCGAAGUGGACAAGCCACGGCUUUUGUAGCUGCUGUGAGUGCAAUUGUCUCUUCCCCACUAAGAUUCUUAACCACUAGCUGUAGUGGGUUGGCAGCCGUGGGAUGUGGUAUGUACUGUGUUAGCAGGCUGGUGGCUGACAUUGGAGUGAGGCGUGAUGUGAUGAAGGUUGCUGUUGAGAGGCUUGUUAGCCGUUGUGACUUAGUCCAGUCAGCUGAGACUGGAACUGCUAAACUAGAGCUUGUUAACAGCUGUGACGUAGAUCUGCCAGCCGAGACUGAAACUGCUACACUAAGGCUUGUUAGCAGCUGUGGUUUAGACCUGCCUGGUGAAUCUGCUGCUGCUAAACAAGACUAGUAUUUGGCUGUCUUGAUCAAGACCAGCUUAUUGAUGGUUGUCUCGAUUGAGACCAAUUCCUCAGGUUAUUGUUUGUGUUCUGGUGUGGAAUUAUAUUUAUCGAGAAAAUUCUCUGAUUUGUUGGAAAUGUAAUAUCUGAGUCACCUAUCCUUGUUGGAAGUUGGCUAUUCAAACUUUAGGGCAAUCAAAUUGGUGUAAAUACUGAACCUGUACAACAAAGACAAUCUCCGCGUAAGUUGUUUUUGGAUGUCAUUUGUUUUCAAUCUAGACCUUCAUCGCAUAAGAUAUUUUAUUUACU
This is a messenger RNA of Chenopodium quinoa (quinoa), 1916 nucleotides long. RefSeq lists its product as uncharacterized. The record is from RefSeq and is a predicted model, not a curated record. The transcript is spliced from 3 exons. NCBI's taxonomy places the organism in Eukaryota, Viridiplantae, Streptophyta, Magnoliopsida, Caryophyllales, Amaranthaceae. Bases 740 to 1618 code for a protein of 292 amino acids.